Columba livia (rock pigeon) is the source of this 1986-nucleotide messenger RNA. It is a transcript of the gene FRG1, whose product is annotated as FSHD region gene 1. Lineage: Eukaryota; Metazoa; Chordata; Aves; Columbiformes; Columbidae. The record is from RefSeq and is a predicted model, not a curated record. Gene Ontology annotation, cellular component: nucleolus; catalytic step 2 spliceosome; striated muscle dense body. The transcript is spliced from 9 exons. Bases 155 to 925 code for a protein of 256 amino acids. Gene Ontology annotation, molecular function: actin filament binding.
ACGGAGCGGAGGCUGCGGCGCUGCCGUCUGCCCCCUAGGGGGCGCGCGCUCAGGAAGUAAGGGAACGAGGGCGGACGAAGGUUGUCGCUCGGGGGCUUCCGUCCGUGCGCGGUACGCAGCUGGGCGUGUCCUCCCGCGCUCGCCGUCGCCCGACAUGGCGGAGUACUCCUGCGUGAAAUCCACCAAGCUCGUCCUCAAAGGGGCGAAACAGAAGAGCAAGAAAAAGCACAAGGAGAAGAAAAGGAAAAGGGAAGAGGAUGCGGCCGAGCAACUUGACAUUGUUGGAAACUGGUGGGCUGUCAGUAAUUUUGGUGAAAUUACAGGAACUAUAGCUAUAGAAAUGGAUAAAGGAGCUUACAUCCAUGCCCUCGACAAUGGCUUGUUUACACUUGGAGCACCACAUAAAGAUGAUGAAGGCCCUAGUCCCCCUGAACAGUUUACAGCAGUAAAGUUGUCUGAUACAAGGAUUGCUCUGAAGUCUGGUUAUGGCAAAUACCUUGGUAUAAAUUCAGAUGGACUUGUUAUUGGACGUUCAGAUGCAAUAGGAUCAAGAGAGCAAUGGGAACCUGUCUUCCAAGAUAAGAAAAUGGCAUUACUGGCAGCAAAUAGCCGCUUUAUUAGGUGUAAUGAAGAGGGAGACAUAGAAGCCAAAAGCAAAACUGCAGGGGAAGAAGAAAUGAUAAAGAUUCGUACUUGUGCUGAAAGAGAAGCUAAGGAGAAAGAUGAUGUUCCACAAGAAGACAAAGGAAAUGUUAAACAGUGUGAAAUCAAUUACGUAAAGAAAUUCCAAAGCUUUCAAGACAAAAAGCUUAAAAUAAGCAAAGAAGAUACAAAAGCCCUCAGAAAAGCCAGGAAAGAAGGCACUUUUCAUGAAAUGCUGCUUGACAGGAGAGCAAAAGUGAAGGCGGAUAGAUACUGCAAGUGACAACCAGCUGGUCCAUUUUCUUCUGCAUCUUUGACAGGGUCAAAUUGAAAACAAGAGUAAAAUGUUUUAUAAUUUAUUUUUCAUUGAAGGUGUUUUGCUGAUGUUUUUAUUACCUUAUUUUUAAAGCAUUGCCUGAGAGCUACAGUGAAGCAUCAAACUGAUGUUGUCUUUCAGUAAUGAAUACUAUUAAGUUUACUCUAAAACUACACCCUGUUGAAAUAGGGAAAUUAUUAUUUAAUGGAGAAGAAAUUGACCCCCUGAAUGUUCCAGGGUUGAUGAAAGGAAUCUGAACUUAAAGACAGGGCAGAAGACAUUAAGAGCAGAAGAGAAAGACUGUGAAGUUCAAAAGUAAAAUGUCGUUAACCCAUUGAACCAUCAAGAAAUACAUAACUGUAUUGAACAAGAAGAAGUAACUGAAAAUGCAUCUCUUAGAACACAUUCUGCCACAUCCUGAGUAGGACAUCUGUGGAGCCAUCAGGUGAGGACUGGCCCAGAAGGUACAGGGUCUGUAAAACUAUGUUCAGAACAGCCCCACUGUUCAAGUUGGUGAAUGGCAUAAUAUGUGUGCUGGAAAAAGUGUUGACGAGCCACAAGAACCGUAUUACAAAUGAAAAUGCUGGUGCUUCAUAAAAUAGCUCUUCUGUGUUAGCAGGCUGCUUACUUUGCAAACUUGGUGGUUUUCCUACGGCAUGGACUUCAAUUAAAACAGCAGGGACUCUUUUUAAGGUCGUAGUAUAAUAUGCAUUCCUAGGAUCUCAUAUAAAAUACAGUUACCCCAUCUGUUCUGAUUACCAAGAAGCGUUUCAGUAACAGCCUCUCCAUAGGAACUACCUCAGAACAAUUGCUUACUCUCUUCACAGCUUCUCUAAUAGGUGUCACAAAGAUUACUUGUAACAAUGUUGGGUAUUUUUAUGGCAAUCAUUUGAAUUGUCUCUGUGGAGUUUCUCUUACCUGUCAGUUUGAACUGUACACAUAGUUCAAAACUGUAUUCUUUUGCAAUAUAAUGGUGUGUAUAAAAAGAACACAAGAAUGGACCAAUAAAGUCUAGUCAGUAAUGGCAA